Messenger RNA from Naegleria gruberi, 1251 nucleotides. RefSeq lists its product as uncharacterized. Gene Ontology annotation, biological process: proteolysis. The record is from RefSeq and is a predicted model, not a curated record. Gene Ontology annotation, molecular function: metalloaminopeptidase activity. NCBI's taxonomy places the organism in Eukaryota, Heterolobosea, Eutetramitea, Acrasida, Naegleriidae. The transcript has 3 exons. The coding region runs from base 1 to 1251 and encodes 416 amino acids.
AUGCACAAAGUUAAGAUUCGCUCGCCAGCAGCACAAUUUACUAAUUUAUUUUUUCGUGCAGCUGCUACCACUACUCGGAAAGUAAAUAAGAAUCAAUUUAUUGCUGCCAUUGUUGGAAAGUCAUCAUGUUUGCAAAAAUCAACGACUAGUAAAGUAUCACCAUCUGAUUUUUUGAAAACUUCAUCACCCUAUUUUACUCCCGAUAGGAUGGAAGAGGGAGCCUAUGAAGUUGUUAAUUCAUUCCGAGAGGUGGAUACAGAGAAAAUUAAAGUACCUCCAUAUUUUGAUAAGGAGUCGUGGGAUUAUUCAAUGAAAUUGGAAAUACACAACGAUGAACAAGAUGUGAAUAGUAUUAGGAGAGUAACUAAGUUGGCUGGAGAGGUUUUACGAUAUGCAGGAAGUUUGGUAAAGGAAGGAGUGACAACGGAGGAAAUUGAUGAAAAGGUGUUUAAUUAUAUUAUUGAGAAUGGAGCUUAUCCAUCACCUUUGAGAUAUAACAAAUUUCCAAAAUCUUUGUGUACAUCAAUUAAUGAAAUUCUCGUGCACGGUAUUCCAAAUACUAGAGCAUUGAAGUAUUCUGAUUUAAUUAAUUUGGAUAUUACUGUUUAUUUGGAUGGAUUUCAUGGUGAUACCAGUAAGACAUUUAUUGUUGGAGAAAAUGAGGAAAAACCAGAUCAACCAAUCAAGAAUGAAUAUAAAUUAUUGAUUCAGGCAACGAGAGAAGCAUUAUGGGAAGGCAUCAAAGUUUGUGGACCAGGAGUUCCUCUCUACAAAAUUGGAUGUGCAAUUGACAAAUACUUGUCUAAAUUCAAUGAAACUCAUGGCACUUCAUUCAAAUCCAGUCCAGACUAUGUUGGACAUGGUAUUGGACGAGAAUUCCACGGACUGCCACAAAUUGUAAUGGUCAAAAACAAAUACGGAAAAGAUUUUGUUGGAUCUGACAAGAUGAAACCAGGCAUGGUCUUUACAAUUGAACCAGUUAUCUUAACUGGCUCCACAAAGAGUAAAACUUGGAAAUCUGACUCAUGGACCAUCACUGCAAAAGAUGGUUGUGUGAAUGCACAGUUCGAACAUACCAUCAGAAUACGAGCCACAGAUAAGGAAACAAUGACCGAAAAUUGCUUAAUUGGUUGCGAAGUUUUGACUCUCCAUGAUGAGUAUGACAAGGCAAUGCUUCAAAACAUUCUUAAUAUUCAAAGUUCCGACCCUGAACAAGCAGCAACUGUUGAAACAACUGCCUCAGACCAAUAA